This is a messenger RNA of Rhopilema esculentum, 4540 nucleotides long. RefSeq lists its product as uncharacterized. The record is from RefSeq and is a predicted model, not a curated record. NCBI's taxonomy places the organism in Eukaryota, Metazoa, Cnidaria, Scyphozoa, Rhizostomeae, Rhizostomatidae.
GGUCAGUGUAUAAAAGUACUGUACAGCAAGGCUGUCAUCAAAAACAUAAAGGACAAAACGGUGAACGAAGCAGACGCUUGGGUUGAUGGUGCAUUGCACGGCAAUAUUCUUUGCACAAGAUUCAAGAUGGUUUUUGGUGGUAGCUGCCUUAUUGGAAUCGCACUUUUUGCUAUAUCACAACUCGUGUUAGUUUUUUCUGGGAAAUCAGUUUCACCAAAGUUAUCACUCGUGAGCAGAUCUGUUAAAGAUGGGGAUCCUUGGAAAACUCGUGUUUCGAAAGCGUGGGAAAUGUUACACUCCUCUCCGUGCAAAAAGCUACAAUAUGGAGAGAACUGUACCGAAUUAAAAUCAAGGAGGCGAAACCAAAUGAACAUCUACACUGCAGAUAAAGAAAGAGGAGGAAAGGCCCUGAAGACAGUACUAGUUGAACGGGUAAAAGGACAUUUCAAAGACAGUGAUGCAAUUUUGGUCCUCGACCCUUAUCCUGACGCACAUUUCGGGCAUACAGUCAUCGUGUUCCUCAUCGAAUUUGUUGCAAAUGCAAAAGGAUGCCAUAGAAAAGGCACAUUUUUCACGACAGGGAGUGAUAGCAAAGAAUGUAUGAGCAUAGCACAAACAAGAGCGUGCAGAAAUCGCAUAGGCCACGGGAGGAAAGGUAGAAGAAAGUGCGAGAUCAACUUCAUUCCUCUGGUGCACACUGAAGGUGACAUAAACACCACCCAGCGCUUGAUGUGCAGGUCAGGGCUGCAGGGCUUUGCAAAUUGCCCGGCAUUAGCUGGAAAAACAUUGACUAGGAGUAAGGACAAAUGCUCAAACUCAGGACGUUGCAGCAGCCAAAGCAGGGGUACAUACCGCAGCCCUCUUCUUCGCUUAUUGUCGAUAUGCGAAAGAUGUGAUUACUCUGUGUUGGUGUCGGGCGGAUGGAACGUACUGAUGAACCAGAAACGUCAUUUGGAUAACCUGAAAGAUAUGAGAAACUAUUUGAAAAGCAAAGGUUUCCUCGAGAAAAACAUGAAGGCGUUCUAUGCAAACAACCGUUCCAUUGACCUCGACAAGAAUAAAAGCACAAAGGACACAGUGCCCGCCACAGAGGCUGGGGGAAUAUUGAGUCACAUUGGAGAUAUUUGCAAAAUAUCAUCAGAAUGCAUCGAUUCUUUUGUCAUAUAUCUCAAUGGGCCUACACUGAUGAAUGGCAACAUGUUGCUAUGGGACAGAAACAGAGAUGGAGUUGCCGACGGCACUGAAAUACUGAAAGUGAGACAGCUACUUGGGACACUUGAAGACUGCAAUGCAUCUUGGGUAACAAUAAUAGCAGAUCAGAAUUAUGCCGGGCAUUUGGUGGAUCGUAUAAGAGAUCUUCGUAGCAGACGUGCCAAUCAAGUAUUUGAGAAAAUAUCGGUUUAUGCGUCCUCUACGAAGCGCAGUUACACUUGGGAUCGUUCUUUUACGAGAUUUUGGAUUGCAAGAGAUAACAUAUGGUUUCAGAAGAACCAAACUGGGGUAGCGAGAAAGACCAGGGAAGUCUACAAGGAAGUGAAGGGACGUUUGCCAAGCAGAUUCUCGACAAGAGAACUAUCGCCAAUGCACGGGCGAAACAGGGCUAUAAAUGGCGAUUUCGGUGACGAGCCUGGUUGCCAGAUAACGUCCACCAGUCACCGGUCAUCGUAUAGGAGAUCUUCGUUCUUCGAAAUAGCCAGAAAGUGGUUUAGGAGGCCGCGAGGGACGACCGAGUCAUCGGAAGAAGAUCUUCCAAUACCAACGUAAUGUGACGUCACUAGAGAAUUUGGCAGUCCUUCCAAGUGCUCCCGCUAAGAUAAAAAAAACUAAAGAAUUGGAACCCAGAUAUCCAUUGUGGCGAAAAAGGAAUUUUCCACAACAGAAUAAACACAUAGUGUUAUCAAGGCCCUUCAGGUACAGCCUGGCCCGGCAAACAAAAGGACCUACAACCUUUUUUGAGAAUGAACUCAGACUUGUAUAGUUCCUGUAUAGAUUUUCGCAGUGGACGUCCCACUUUAAGGAACUCUAUCCGAUAUAGUCCCCUGUCUCUCCAAUUCUUUUGUAACAACAUUUUAUUUAAAAUGGGGUCUAGCUCUUUGAGGUGAGAUCUACCUCUUUACAGUGGGAUUCUAUUGUUAAGCUACUUGCCUGCAGCAUCGAUUAUACCAGGUGAAAAUACUGUGCUUUGCAAUAUAUUGUAAAUAGAUUAACUUAUGUACAGCUCGUUUAGAUGAAAUAUAUGAGUACAUGUGUCUAAUCUGUGAAAGAAGUUGAAAUAAAGUGUAGUGAAGUAAUUGUGUAGAAAAUGUAUCCUACGAGAACAGUGACUAUGAAUUAGUCUUUAGAGUUGGACGCGAACAUGUAGCUACAACUAUGCAAGCGACCUGUCUUUACGAAUCGAAGAAUAAGUCAUAUUCUCGAAAUCAAGAUAUUGGCAUCAUCUGUGUGUUUAUCGAUGCAUUGUGACUAUUGGAAAACCACAAGCAGUAGAGAUUUGUGUCGGUGGGGUUAUCCCAAUGAUCUAUAAAAAAGAAUGGAUCGAGCUUCUAAUGUUACCCGAGUGUCGCCAUCCGAGAAGAGGGCCCUAGAACAGCCUAUGCUAGGAGACGGCCUUAAGUAUCAGUCCUAGCAAUGUAUUCAGCUGCUCUGGCCUUGUUCUUUUUCAGGACUAAUACACACAGCCACGUAUUCAUAUCGUUAAAGUAUUGUUUUUGAGGAAUGGCUUCCCGCUAUUGUUUGGGGCCCUCUUCCUUUCCAAAUUGAACAGGCUUCAAACUUUGGUGUUUCAAGACAAUAGGAAGCUCGAUCCAGUCUUUUUCAUAGGUCAGUGGGUUAUCCAGAGCCGAGGUGGGUGGUUGGUGGUAGGUGAUGUUCGGGAGUGCUUGAAGGGUGAUGGUAGCCCAAGGAUAGUGCACCACCCCUACCAAGAAUAGAAGCACAAUGCAGCUAAAGAUUAAAAAAUAAUAGGACAAACAGCAGCGAAUUUUCGAAACGCGCGUUCAAAGAGUAAAAAUAAGUAGUGAUUUGAUUGACAACUUCUAAACAAAACUAAUACCAAACAGAAGAAACUGAACUUGUUGUAUUUGAGUGUAAAGAAUUAGAAUUAAAUAGAUCUAAGAAUUAAACUGGUGUGUUUUCUUAUCAUGCUUUCCUUAUCAAAAAACUUAUGUACUCAGAGCCCUUACAGGAAACUUUAAAAAUAGUAUAGUCAUCGAUAAAUCAAAAUAGAAUGCACUUUUUAUUGAAGGUCAUGGAGCCUGAAGUCCACAAUAAAUAACAGAACUUAGAAUAAAUCAUAAACAUCACGAAAAAUCUAUUUUUAGAAUCCAAAAACUUUGACCAAAUAACCUAAAAGAACACCAUGAAAUACUUACAAAUACCGAAAAUUCAGUAAGCAUAUAUAUUGUGACGUCAUGACUUAAGAAUUCUAUUGGGGGCGAGAUUCCGCUUUUCUAAUUCUAGCAGUUUAUCAGAAUAAAUGCUUACUGAAUUUCAGUAUCAUUGCUCCCUAAAAUGGAGAAAUUGUUCAUGGUGCCUGGAACCAAGGGUACCUUUAAGUACCCUUCAAUUCUAAAAAGACUUUGACCCCUUUCUUACAUGAGACAAAAGAAAUAGCAUUUUUCUGCAGUGCAUGAAAAAUUUGGAGAUAUUUACUGGGGUCUCAAUAAUUAAAUAGACAGGGCUUCGCGACGCUUCAACGAUUUCCAAGAAUGCUUUAACUGCAGUCUUCUUUCAGCACCUAAAACAGCAUGUCAUGCUUAACACGUGUCAUGCUUAAUCAUGGCUGGAAAGAUUGCAUAAUCCUAGCAGAAUAAUUGUCAGUAAAACAGUAAAACGGUGGCAAAGAAGAGUGCAUGAAGUUGACAGCUGAAUUAAUUUGCGAGUGCCAAAAGUAUAGUAAGAGAAAUAGCAAAUUUGCAGCUUAAAAGGAUGUGUUCUAGGGUGGUUUCCUAAAUCACUUCACUGCAUUGACCUGCCAGAUGUUACGUCUUACUCUCUCAAGUUAUGCGUUAUGAAGCUACACUCUUUUUUUAUAAGAACCAGUAAAUUUAAGUUCAGGCUGACUGUUUUUAAUUUUUUCGAAAAUCUGCGGCUGGAUUGUUCUUAAUUUUUUCUUAAAUUAAGAGGGUGUAGGCAGUGCUAUUGCUAGCUUUUUCGCUCUAAGGAGGUAUUCAGGCCUCAUUUGCCAACAAAGUGAGUGAGACAGCCUUAAUUUGCUGACAAAUUUGAAUAUCCACCGAAAAAGCACCCACACAUCGCUAAAAAUCCUCGAUUUGGAGAAAAAACGUUGUUCAAAAUUGCAUUUUGCAGAAGCUCAGCCUCAGCUUGUUCUUAAUUUGUUCUUAACUUUUCACCAGUUUUGAGGCUCGUGUUCUCAUAAAAUUGUUCUUAUAAAAUUGUUCUUAUAAAAAAAGAGUGUAUUUCUCGAAUCAAGAUACUUUUAGAAGUCAGGUGCAGCCGCCUGCCGUGGGGCCAUAAAUGAUGAUUUUUGCAGUCCUCAAGAGUCCUGAGCAUUCUAAACACAUCCCUGUAAACAACAACC